Molecule: messenger RNA, 610 nt
Organism: Thlaspi arvense
Lineage: Eukaryota; Viridiplantae; Streptophyta; Magnoliopsida; Brassicales; Brassicaceae
Source: the annotation of a GenBank genome assembly
AUGAAAAUGGAAGCAGAUGGACAGAUAUACGCUGCUGAUAUAUCUUCAAUAAAGGAAGCUCAUGAGCGUAUUAAGCCGUAUAUACAUAAAACUCCUGUGCUAACAUCUGAAUCUUUGAAUUCAAUCUCUGGAAGAAACUUGUUCUUUAAGUGUGAGUGCUUUCAGAAAGGAGGAGCUUUCAAAUUCCGUGGAGCUUGCAAUGCUGUUAUGUCUCUUGAUGCAGAACAAGCAGCCAAAGGUGUUGUAACACACAGCAGAUUCUGUAUACUAUAAAAGAUUAUUGCUAUAUUCAUAUGUGCUUAUAGGUAAUGAUAGACAUAACAGUGAUUUUGGUAUUUGAUGAUUUACUUUUCUACUAGUGGAAACCAUGCUGCUGCGUUGUCUUUAGCUGCAAAGUUGGGAACAGUAUUCAUUGAAAACAAACAGCACGAUGUUAUGCAGCCAAAUUAAAGAACGUUGCGCCGUGGAUUCUGAGCAUUCACUACAUAUUAUUUGAGAAGUAACAUUAUUGAAAAUAACUGAUUUGUCAACACUACAGUCAAAGUUUGUGCUUUUAAUUAAUGACAUGUAAAUGUGUCAUGUCAAACUUUCUAAAAUAAAUGAAAUGUUU